Molecule: messenger RNA, 903 nt
Organism: Rotaria sordida
Lineage: Eukaryota; Metazoa; Rotifera; Eurotatoria; Philodinida; Philodinidae
Source: the annotation of a GenBank genome assembly
AUGGCUCAUAAGAACUUAAAAAGAUUUGCACCACAACAUGCCCUUCGAGUUCUUGAGAAUUUUACCCCAUCUGAAAUUCCGAGAAAGCCUAUUGUACACUUCGAAACUGUAUCAAACGUUUCGAUCGAAGCAAGUGUAGAUCCACUUGUUUCACUUGUUCCUGAUGUCAAAAUAAUGGUGUCCAAAGCGAAACAGAAAUGUAAUGGACCAAAAGAUGAUUUAACAAUUGAUGAAUCUGCUUCAAUUAUGCUCUAUUCUCUGGAAUGGGAACCAAGAGAAAGAUCAUUCUAUGUUAUUCUCAACAAUACUCUGCGAGCCGAAGAUGAAGAAAAACUUAAACCAUGGCAUCUUUAUUUAAAAUUACUUGUUACUGCAUUUGAAAAAUUACCAUCAAUUUCUAAAACUAUUUAUCGAGGAGUAAAAAUGGACUUAAGUGCUCAAUAUCCAAUAGGAAAAACAUUUGUUUGGUGGGCUUUUUCAUCAUGUACUGCUUCAAUAGAAGUACUUCAAUCCGAACAAUUUCUUGGAAAGACAGGCAGCAGAACUCUAUUUAAUAUUGAUUGUGAUUCUGAAAAGGAUAUUCAACAACAUUCAUUCUUUCCAACAGAAGAUGAAAUAUUACUUAUCGCUGCUCGAAAAUUUAAAGUGGUCUCGCGUCUCGAUUCGGGCAAUGAUCUUCAUAUAAUUCAAGUAAAAGAAAUUGAAUCCGAUUAUCCUCUUCUAGGAUCGUCAAGUAAAAAACAUGAUUCUACUCAAUCAGACAAUAGAUCUCUAUUGAGCCGUCGUGAAGAUUCAACAACUACCUCUGUAGGCUCAUCUGAGCCCUUAGGACCGGCUCCACCGAUGCCACCUCAAUUUCCGGCUGGACCUCGGCCUCAAAAACCGCCUAAUUUCCCACGAUAG